GCCCGCGCCGUCCGCCCGCCGACAGCUCCCUGAGCCCGCCCAGGAGGCAGCCGCGCGCAGCGAGCCGGUGGCGCAGGUGUCGGGGUCCCCGAGCGCCCAGCCUGGGAGCAUGAUUGUGGACAAACUGCUGGACGACAGCCGCGGCGGAGAGGGGCUGCGGGACGCGGCGGGCGGCUGCGGCCUCAUGACCAGCCCGCUCAACCUGAGCUACUUCUACGGCGCGUCGCCGCCCGCCGCCGCCCCGGGCGCCUGCGACGCCAGCUGCUCGGUCUCGGGCCCCUCGGCGCCCGGCUCGCCCGGCUCCGACUCCUCCGACUUCUCCUCUGCCUCGUCGGUGUCCUCCUGCGGCGCCGUGGAGUCCCGGUCGAGAGGCUGCGCCCGCGCCGAGCGCCAGCCAGUUGAGCCCCAUAUGGGGGUUGGCAGGCAGCAGAGAGGCCCCUUUCAAGGUGUUCGGGUAAAGAACUCGGUGAAGGAACUCCUGUUGCACAUCCGAAGUCAUAAACAGAAGGCUUCUGGCCAAGCUGUGGAUGAUUUUAAGCCACAAGGUGUGAACAUAGAACAGUUCAGAGAAUUGAAGAACACAGUAUCAUACAGUGGGAAAAGGAAAGGGUCUGAUUCGUUGUCUGAUGGACCAGCUUGCAAAAGGCCAGCUCUGUUGCACUCCCAAUUUUUGACACCACCUCAAACACCAACGCCUGGGGAGAGCAUGGAAGAUGUUCAUCUCAAUGAACCCAAACAGGACAGCAGUGCUGAUCUGCUUCAGAACAUUAUCAACAUUAAGAAUGAAUGCAGCCCCGUUUCCCUGAACACAGUUCAAGUUAGCUGGAUGAACCCUGUGGUGGUCCCUCAGAGCUCCCCUGCAGAGCAGUGUCAGGACUUCCAUGGAGGGCAGGUCUUUUCUCCACCUCAGAAAUGCCAACCAUUCCAAGUCAGGGGUUCCCAACAAAUGAUAGACCAGGCUUCCCUGUACCAGUAUUCUCCACAGAACCAGCACGUAAAGCAGCAGCCACACUACACCCACAAACCAACUCUGGAAUACAGUCCUUUUCCCAUACCUCCCCAGUCCCCUGCUUACGAACCAAACCUCUUUGAUGGUCAAGAAUCACAGUUUUGCCCAAACCAAAGCUUAGUUUCCCUUCUUGAUGAUCACAGGGAAUCUGAGAAUAUUGCUAAUCCCAUGCAGACUUCCUCCAGUGUUCAGCAGCAAAAUGAUGCUCACUUGCACAGCUUCAGCAUGAUGCCCAACAGCGCCUGUGAGGCCAUGGCGGGGCACGAGAUGGCCUCUGACUCUUCAAACACUUCACUGCCAUUCUCAAACAUGGGAAAUCCAAUGAACACCACACAGUUAGGGAAAUCACUUUUUCAGUGGCAAGUGGAGCAGGAAGAAAGCAAAUUGGCAAAUAUUUCCCAAGACCAGUUUCUUUCAAAGGAUGCAGAUGGUGACACGUUCCUUCAUAUUGCUGUUGCCCAAGGGAGAAGGGCACUUUCCUAUGUUCUUGCAAGAAAGAUGAAUGCACUUCACAUGCUGGAUAUUAAAGAGCACAAUGGACAGAGUGCCUUUCAGGUGGCAGUGGCUGCCAAUCAGCAUCUCAUUGUGCAGGAUCUGGUGAACAUUGGGGCACAGGUGAACACCACAGACUGCUGGGGAAGAACACCUCUGCAUGUCUGUGCUGAGAAGGGCCACUCCCAGGUGCUUCAGGCGAUUCAGAAGGGAGCAGUGGGAAGUAAUCAGUUUGUGGAUCUUGAGGCAACUAACUAUGAUGGCCUGACUCCCCUUCACUGUGCAGUCAUAGCCCACAAUGCUGUGGUCCAUGAACUCCAGAGAAAUCAACAGCCUCAUUCACCUGAAGUUCAGGAGCUUUUACUGAAGAAUAAGAGUCUGGUUGAUACCAUUAAGUGCCUAAUUCAAAUGGGAGCAGCGGUGGAAGCGAAGGAUCGCAAAAGUGGCCGCACAGCCCUGCAUUUGGCAGCUGAAGAAGCAAAUCUGGAACUCAUUCGCCUCUUUUUGGAGCUGCCCAGUUGCCUGUCUUUUGUGAAUGCAAAGGCUUACAAUGGCAACACUGCCCUCCAUGUUGCUGCCAGCCUGCAGUAUCGGUUGACACAAUUAGAUGCCGUCCGCCUGUUGAUGAGGAAGGGAGCAGACCCAAGUACUCGGAACUUGGAGAACGAACAGCCAGUGCAUUUGGUUCCCGAUGGCCCUGUGGGAGAACAGGUGAGAGGCACAGGAGGGAGAGGAAGUACUUUUUGGCACUCCAGUCUGAAACAUAAAGGGAGAUGAGGCUGUGCAGGGCGAAGGCCAGCUGUUGCUCUUCAGGUGGUCUCUAUCAGUGUCUGUGUCUCACGGUAGCCGUCAUAGCGUUGUGGAGUUACUCUUCCUUUGGAAACAGAGCAAAUUAAGAAAUUUGAGGGUUUAUCCAUAGACUCAAAAUGUUUAGAGGUCAGGUAGUAUUCUGUGACACACACUUAGGGUUAGAGUAAGUCAGACUGGUUUAAGGUUCGGAAAGAGAAGGUACCAAGGUUCCUGCAGAUACCAAGGAAAGAGAAUCUUAGUCUUGUAAGGUAUGAGCCUUCAAAUAUUGUGGAUAUUAAUUGAGUUGUUAUAUGUGGAGUGCUCACAAUAGUCCCAGCUACAGAGUAAGAGCUCAGUGAACAUCAAUAGUUAGAAUUAUUUCUGUCUGCGAAGUGAUACUGAACAAAAAAUGGAAAAAUUACUUAUGUAAUUUCAAACCUAGAAAUAUUUUGUACUUUAAACAGAAUUAAUGCUUUACUCAUCAAAUAUGGUUAUAUAUUAUCAUUGAGGAUUGAAUAGUUUCAUGAGUAAACUUUUUAGAUAACAAGAACUUAUUCUUUCAAGAACUUAAAAUGUUUUUGAUGGAACUCUUUUCCUGGGAGGAAUGAGGGGGAUUGUGGCUGUGGGUAGGUCAUUACAUACUUUACUAAUCACAAAAUAAAAUAUGUGGAAUGCAGUUUAGCUUUUUCUUUGAUUCUGAGCUGUCAUUAUGACCAUGACGUUAUAGUAGCCCCUAUUUAUAGAGCUCUUUGUAAUUUAGAAAGAAUCUUUCCAUAGUUUGUAAAAAGUUUUCAUGUAUAUCAUUUAAUAGUUAGAAGAACUUUGCAAGUUUCAAGUUUCAACUGAGAAAAUUGAUAUACAGAGAGGUUCCAAGGACCAGAACCAUCAUUAACUUGUAAAAGGCAGAGUCCUAAGCCCAGUAUUUGCUUCUACUUCACUGUUUGUGGUGUGCAGUCAUAUAACUAUGCUCUCAGGGAUUAUUGAGGUCUUAAGCCAUUUAACUCUUCAUUAAAUGUUCUCAGAUCAUCUCCUUUUUGCUUUGGUAUUUUGUGUGUGUUGGGCAGGUAGAGGCUCUUUUCCCUGGCUUUUAUCAUCAUUCUAUGGUCCUGUGUUUCCUUGUAGCAGCUAUCAGUUGUAUCCCCUACCCCAGUCUCCUUUCUUCUAAAUUGUUGCUUCUAAUCUGCUAGAGGCUGAGAGAUAGAAAAUAAAAUUUGUCAGACUGGGAUAUAAAAUGAAUCACUCUGAAUGAGCCGGGAUCUUUUCUGUGAUCCAUGAAGUUACAUGUAGAUGCUUUAAUACUUGGAUAUCAUGACAGCGGUUUUGACUUGAAUGGUGUUAAGGAUUUACUUGUGUGUGUAUCAUAAAAUGUGGGUUUUGUGUUCCGGUUAGUUGAGGCUGACUUUAAGAUAAGUGAGAUAUUAUAAUAUGCCUUAAUUACUGCCUUAUAUUAAAUGUUCUCACAAAUAGCAAGAGUAAAGAUUAGGAAAAGAAUAUAGGUGUUAAGUUUAUGGAGAUUUUCAACUUCAGAUAAUUUUUAAUGGAGAUGUUUUACUUUCUUGAACCCAAAGAUUAUUAUAAGAGAUCUGAAAUAAGCUUUAAAAGGAGUUUAGUAUUUUUAAAAGUCACCUCAAAAUCUUGAGAAGUGUUGUGUGUAUUUCUUCGUAUACUUACAAAUUAAUAGGAGUAGUGUCGAUUGUAUAAGAAAGGAAUGAAACUCAGAAAGAAAUACACCACAUUGGCCACAAGAAAUAAACCUCACAAAUUUUAUGUGUUUCUCUUCCAGAUCCGACGUAUCCUGAAGGGAAAGUCCAUUCAGCAGAGAGCUCCACCGUAUUAGCUCCAUUAGCUUGGAGCCUGGCUAGCAACACUCACUGUCAGUUAGGCAGUCCUGAUGUAUCUGUACAUAGACCAUUUGCCUUAUAUUGGCAAAUGUAAGUUGUUUCUAUGAAACAAACAUAUUUAGUUCACUAUUAUAUAGUGGGUUAUAUUAAAAGAAAAGAAGACAAAUAUCUAAUUUCUCUUGGCAGAUUUGCAUAUUUCCUACCCAGGUAUCUGGGAUCUAGACAUCUGAAUUUGAUCUCAAUGGUAACAUUGCCUCCAAUUAACAGUAGCUUUUGAAUAGGAAAGGACUUUAAUUUGUGGCACAAAACAUUAUUAAUAUAGCUAUUGACAGUUUCAAAGCAGGUAAAUUGUAAAUGUUUCUUUAAGAAAAAUGAAAGCAUGUGAAAGGAAAAGGUAAAUACAGCAUUGAGGCUUCAUUUGGCCUUAUGCAGUCCCUGGGAGUUACUGGCAUUGGACAGGCUUCAGUCAUUGGACUAGAUGAAAGGUGUCCAUGGUUAGAAUUUGAUCUUUGCAAACUGUAUAUGUUAUUUUUGUCCUUAAAAAUAUUGUACAUACUUGGUCAUUAACAUGGUCGUCAUAUUUGAAAUGUAUAAGUCAAUAAAAUAGAAAAGAACAAGUGAAUUGUUGCUAUUUAAAAAAUUUUUUACAAUUCUAAGGAGUUUUUAUUGUGUAAUCACUAAGUCUUUGUAGAUAAAGCAGAUGGGGAGUUACGGAGUUGUUCCUUUACUGGCUGAAAGAUAUAUUUGAAUUGUAAAGAUGCUUUUUCUCAUGCAUUGAAAUUAGACAUUAUUUGUAGGGAAUUGCAUGCUUUUUUCUUUUUUUCUCCGGAGACAGGGUCUUGCUCUGGCACCCAGGCUGGAGUGCAGUGGCGUGAUCUUGGCUCACUUCAGCUUUGACCUGGGCUCAAGUGAUCCUCCUGCCUGAGCCUUCUGAGUAGCUGGGACUACAGGUGUGCACCCCUCGCCUGGCUAAUUUUUUAUUUUUUGUAGAGGCAGGAUCUUGCCACCUUGCCCAGUCUGGUCUUGAACUCCUGAGCUCAUGCCAUCUGCCUGCCUUAGCCUCCCAAAAUGCUGGGAUUACAGGAGUGAGCCACCAUGCCCGGCUGGCAAUUGCAUGGAAGAGAACACCUCUUGAUGGCUUACCCUCUAGAAUUUCUAAUUUAUGUGUUCUGUUGAAAUUUUUGUUUUUUUACCUUUAUAGAAACAACAAAAAGUCAAUAUUGAAACAUGUCUUCCUGUUUUCUAUUGUCAAAUGAUGAUAAUGUGCCAUGAUAUUUUCUAUAUAUCAUUCAGAAAAAGUUUUAUUUUUUAAUAACGUUCUAUUAACAUUAUUUUGCUUGCCGCUGGCGUGCCUGAGGAAUGCAUUUGGCUUUGAUUACACACUACGUUUUUCUAAUAAAUUUGACUCAUUAAAAACCUUUUUUUUUUAAAAAAAAGAAAUCUCAUUAGUGACUAACUUAUCUUUGCAGCUGAAUACUUAAAUUCUUUUUAAAAAGAUACCCUUUGGAUUGAUCACAUUGUUUGACCCAGUAUGUCUUGUAGACAUGUUAGUUAUAAUCACCUUGUAUCUGUAAAUAUGGUGUGAUAUGAACCAGUCCAUUCACAUUGGAAAAACUGAUGGUUUUAAAUAAACUAAUUCACUAAUA
This is a messenger RNA of Pongo pygmaeus (Bornean orangutan), 5777 nucleotides long. RefSeq names its product NFKB inhibitor zeta (gene NFKBIZ). Gene Ontology annotation, molecular function: DNA binding; POU domain binding. The record is from RefSeq and is a predicted model, not a curated record. Bases 110 to 2278 code for a protein of 722 amino acids. NCBI's taxonomy places the organism in Eukaryota, Metazoa, Chordata, Mammalia, Primates, Hominidae. Gene Ontology annotation, cellular component: nucleus. The transcript is spliced from 11 exons. Gene Ontology annotation, biological process: regulation of gene expression.